ACCGGAGGAGUUGAGACCUGUUCUGUUCGGCGCUAACCUGAUUGCUCUGUCGAAGAAAGAUGGUGGUGUUCGUCCGAUUGCUGUGGGAAAUGUAAUACGAAGACUUGCAGCCAAGAUUGUCACGAAGCGUUGUGGGAAAAAAGCGAAUGAACUAUUCACUCCCACACAAGUUGGAUGUGGUACACGCGGCGGAGCAGAAGCAGCUGUACAUGCAGUCCGAAGUUUCAUUCAAGAGGAGCACGACGGCCUACGAGUUUUGUUUAAAAUAGACUACAGAAAUGCUUUUAACACUGUCCGUCGUGACAUUAUGUUACAGUGUGUCCUACAACACUUCCCGGAAUACUAUCCGUUCGUUUUGAGUGCAUAUGGAGCGCCGUCUGUCCUCUCGUGCAGCGGCAGUGAUGAGGAUUUGUCAUCCGCCACGGGGAUCCAGCAGGGCGAUCCGAUGGGACCACUGCUUUACUGCCUCGUCUCUCUUCUAUUCUGUAUAAAUCUGUGUUCAAGGUUGAAGGUGUUUUUCUUGGACGACGGUGCCCUGGGAGGUACGGUGGAAGAAGUUGCCGAAGAUUUGGUAUCAAUCAUCACCGCCAGCAGCGCCGCUGGACUACAACUGAACCCCGCGAAGUGCGAAAUGUUGCUCAUUGGUGGAAGUGUUGAAGAACGCGAGGUGGCCAAGAACAGGCUGCACUCAAUUGCUCCCGGUGCGAUUGUUUUGCAGCCUGAAACGGUAACGUUUCUUGGUGCACCAUUAACUGACGAGGCGAUAACUCACUCACUGCAACAGAAAAUUGCUUCGCUAAAAAUUUUUGCAGAUCGUUUGCGAUUACUGAGCGCACAUCAUGGAUUUUAUCUUUUGCGGAACUGUCUGUCCAUCCCGAAGCUCAUGUACACGCUACGGUGUAGCCCCUGUUGGAAGGUACCUGAACUGUUGGACGAGUUCGAUGGUCACGUUAAAGAAGUCCUGGAAGAAAUAACCAACACCGAACUGGACGGACAAGUUUAUACGCAGGCUACACUCCCUGUUGCCAAAGGGGGUUUGGGUGUGCGACGAGCGAAAGCGUUGGCUCCUUCAGCCUUUUUGGCUUCCAUGUUUUCGACCCGUCAGCUAACAUCACGGAUCUACAAUGGCGAUACGGAGAAGUUAGUCAAUGCUGCAUGUGAAUGCUGGAAGCGAGAGUCCGCCUGUGAAGAGUUACCCCUGGAUUUGGCACGCGUUCACCAGUGUUAACCCAUCACUGAUGGGAUAAUGCUGUUAUACAAAGGGACGUCACUGAGAUAUGGAGCAAAGCCGGAGGCAGUAAGCAAGACGAAGCACGGUUGAGAGCUAUCAGCACGAAGUAUGCCGGGGCUUGGCUUAACGCUCUUCCCGCAAAAGUGUUCGGCAAUUUUUUGGACGAUCAGACUUUUCGAAUUUCCGUUGGCUUGUGGCUUGGCGCUAAAAUUGUCGAGUGUCAUUCGUGUGCCAGAUGUGGAAAAGAUGUAGCAGAGAACGGAUACCAUGGGCUGGCCUGUAAGAAGUGCAUUGGUAGAAGGGAACGACAUAACGGUAUUAACGAUAUUAUCUUGCGAGCGCUAUGUAAUGCCGGGAUUGAAUCGUAUCCAGAGCCUAUUGGCUUUUUGCGCGAAAAUGGAAAGCGUCCGGAUGGAGCCACGCGCUGGAAGUGGUACCGCGGGCAGCCUUUAGUAUGGGACGUGACCUGUAGAGAUACGAUGGCGGAUUCGUAUGUCGACGCGACCUCAAAGUGUGCCGGUGCGGCCGCUGAGCUGGCUUCCAAGGAGAAGAUUGGGAAAUACAAGUCUCUCACUGAUCGAUGUCAUUUUGUCGCCUUUGCAUGCGAGACUUUUGGCACUUGGUGUGAGACUGGCAUUGUUACCUUAAAGGAGAUUGGAAAGAAACUGUAUUUGAGAACGGGCGAGAGUCGCUCGACUUGUUUUUUGUUUCAACGUUUAAGUUUGGAGAUUAUGCGUGGUAAUGCUAUGAGUGUAUUGUGCACAGUCCCUUCUCAUGUAAAUUGGGACAAAUUCUUCAUUUGAAUAUAAUUGUUGAGCGAAGCUCGCUUUGUACAUAUUGAGAAAUAAAAUCCAUAUUUUAAA
Messenger RNA from Paramacrobiotus metropolitanus, 2094 nucleotides. RefSeq lists its product as uncharacterized. The transcript has 2 exons. Lineage: Eukaryota; Metazoa; Tardigrada; Eutardigrada; Parachela; Macrobiotidae. The coding region runs from base 308 to 1228 and encodes 306 amino acids. The record is from RefSeq and is a predicted model, not a curated record.